CUGGCGAUCGCCAUGGAGAGAAGCACAGCUCCAGCCGCCGCGGCUACUUUCGCUUCCAGGGAAAGCGUGCUGGAUUUGCGCAUGAUUGCCGUGUUCCUGGGCGCCGUCCCGGUGCUGCGGCCGAUCCGCCAGUGAGUUGCUCCUGUUGGAUGUGGUCCGUCCUUCGUGGUGGCAUGCCGACAUUACCAUGGAAACCGUGGCUCUCGAUACACUACAAAGGCUUGCUGUCCUGGUCACAGAUGCACCAACAGUGACCACGGAGACCAGCUCAGCUAAUUUACAGAGGAUCUCCAGCUCACAGAAUGCAAGCUCCAUAUUUUCGGGGAUACAAAUCUCCCCGGACAUCGCUUUCCUGAAGACCAUCCCCGCAAUGCUGAUGCUGGUGGAGAUAGUUCUGGGACUUCUAGUCUGGUCCCUCGUUGCAAGUCUCUACCAUAUCCCUCCGGUUCUCGUGUGGGUGAUAAUUAUCACCUUGUUGGUCUGGAUCUCUACUAUUUUGCUGUUCCUCAUCUACUUCUUCGGGGUCCCCUCCCAGUUCAGCUCCGUUCCCUGGCUAACACUGCUGCUGGUGUACAAUAUCGUGGCAGCUGUCCUCUACCUCAUAUGUGCUAUGGCUAAUGCAGUGUACACAGGCCCCUUCCUGCUGCUGAUAGGGUACGAAAACCUCGCAUCAUCCACGUGCCUUGCCAUACUGGUGACGGUGACCUACAGUGGCAGUGCCUUCUUUGCUUUUAAUGCCUGGAAGAGUGCGAGGACAGACCCUGCAAUGCCCCCCGUCACUUCAUAGAACUCCAUCUCCAUCCUUCUUCUAACCACUGAUCUAUAUCACACUUAGAACACAUUUAGAAAGGGGCACGCAGUGUCUCUCUGCCCAGAUGUACUGUGGUCUUAGACAUUUUGGGCCUGGAAGCAGCCUGCCACUCGGUGUUUUCUUAAGCCAGCAGAGCCAGGAUAAACAGCAUUUAGCAAGAGAUUUUUUCCAGAGUUGUAUAUAUUUGCCCUAGGACGUAAAGACUGAAAAUACACACAA
Brienomyrus brachyistius is the source of this 1030-nucleotide messenger RNA. RefSeq names its product CKLF-like MARVEL transmembrane domain-containing protein 8. The transcript is spliced from 6 exons. Gene Ontology annotation, molecular function: structural constituent of myelin sheath. Bases 188 to 787 code for a protein of 199 amino acids. NCBI's taxonomy places the organism in Eukaryota, Metazoa, Chordata, Actinopteri, Osteoglossiformes, Mormyridae. Gene Ontology annotation, biological process: myelination. Gene Ontology annotation, cellular component: membrane. The record is from RefSeq and is a predicted model, not a curated record.